ACUGAACACUGAACUGCUGGAGCGCUGGAGCUGGAACUCCUGAUUCAAUUCAAGUAGGCCUAGGCCUUGUUUGUAGUAUUUUUGUGUAACGUAGGCUACUUAACAACUGUCAUUUUGCUCUUUAAUGUUUAAUUUGAUAAUAUAUACAUUUAUCUUAAAUGAUUGAAGUUGUUCCCAUUUGUUUUAUACCUCCUAGUGACGUGAACCAAACCUUUUAGAUGUUUCUGGAGUACAUUGUGCAACUGAUACAAGCAAUGCUUCAGGUUCUUUGGUUUAGUCAAAAGACGCUAUCCAAUACUUUGAACAUUUAUGUGAAAUCGAACACAGGGAAGACUUUGUCAGUAUCAUUAGAUCCUAAAUGGGAUGUCAAGAACGUCAAAGAAGUAAUUGCUCCUAAAUUAGGUUUGCCUCCUGAUGAGUUAAAGAUAAUAUUUGCUGGGAAAGAACUUGAAGAUUCAAUAAUCAUUGAGGAUUGUGAUUUGGGCGAACAAAGUAUUCUUCAUGCUGUGAAAACAAAACGAAGAACUUCAUCCUCUCCGGCAACAAAGCCAUUGAAUGAAGCCCUUAAAGAUUUACAACUUGCAAAUAUAACAGAAGCUGAGGAUGCACCACUAACAGAGGAAGAGGCGGUGGUUGAGCGGAAGAGAGUUCACUUCUAUGUGUAUUGUGCCUCUCCGUGUGGAGGAGUGAGAGAGGGUAAGCUGAGAGUGAGAUGUUCAUCUUGCAAGAGUGGAGCCUUCACAGUGGACAGUGACCCAAGGUGUUGGGAAGAUGUGCUCAAGCCUCACAAGAUAUCUGGCCAUUGCGAGGAGGAAGCAUGCCCAGAUGGAGCAGUUGGUUGGGCAGAGUUUUACUUCAAAUGUAGUGAGCACACGAGCCAGGGAGAGAAGGACCAAGCAGUUCCCUUAUACCUUAUCAGGGCUAACCUGCGUGAGGUACCUUGUCUGGCUUGCACUGAUGUCAGUGACCCAGUGCUGGUGUUCCCGUGUGAGGCGAGUCACGUGACCUGUUUGGAGUGUUUCCGCCAGUACUGCGUAACGAGACUACGAGAGCGACAGUUUGUGAGUGAUGAGCAGUUAGGCUACACGCUGCCUUGUCCUGCGGGAUGUCCAGACUCUCUCAUCGCAGAGUGUCAUCACUUCCGCCUCCUCACGCAAGAACAGUACGCACAGUAUCAGAGGUUCGGAGCAGAGGAGUUUGUGCUCAAGGCGGGCGGAGUGCUGUGUCCUCAGCCUGGAUGUGGCGCUGGCAUCUUGGCUGACCCUGACUGUAUACGGAUAACUUGUGUGAACGGUUGUGGUUUUGUGUUCUGUCGAUUGUGUCUGCAAGGUUACCACAACGGAGACUGUGACUCAAGAGAGCAAACAGCUGCGGUUGGCAGCAGCGGUUACUCUGUUGAUCCGCACAGGGCUGGAGCUGCAAGAUGGGAUGAAGCCAGUAGAGUGACCAUAAGAGUGAUGACCAAACCUUGUCCUGAAUGUAGAACAGCUACAGAACGUGACGGGGGCUGUAUGCACAUGGUCUGCACCAGAUGCAACUUCCACUGGUGUUGGGUCUGUCAGACUGAAUGGACUCGGGAUUGUAUGGGAGCUCAUUGGUUCGGUUAAACUUCGACUCCAACAAUAGUCCUCUUUAACAAUGGUGCCUUACGUACAAUGGUUUCUACUCACAAAGAAGUUUUAGGAAUAUUUAAUGUUCGUUAGUCAUUAAGCUAGUCCAAUUUUUUCGAGUGUGAAUACACAUUUUGUAUUUAUAAUUAACUAUGUUCACAUAUAAUUUGAGUCUUAAUAGGCAAUCAGUUUUCUGGAGUUUCAGUUUUUUUACAGAGUUUGAAUUGUUGGAAUGGCCAAUCUACUUUAUUUACUUCAUAAGUGUUUAAUACAAUAUUGAAGUAUAGUAAAAUAAUAAAUGAAUACAAUAAUUGAAACAAUAAUUUAAGUUGUCAAAAGAUGUUUGUUCAAGACCAACAUGGAUUUUGUGUUUGA
Macrosteles quadrilineatus (aster leafhopper) is the source of this 1985-nucleotide messenger RNA. RefSeq names its product E3 ubiquitin-protein ligase parkin-like. The record is from RefSeq and is a predicted model, not a curated record. Gene Ontology annotation, molecular function: ubiquitin conjugating enzyme binding; zinc ion binding; ubiquitin protein ligase activity. Gene Ontology annotation, biological process: regulation of apoptotic process; negative regulation of protein phosphorylation; autophagy of mitochondrion. The transcript has 7 exons. The coding region runs from base 219 to 1607 and encodes 462 amino acids. Gene Ontology annotation, cellular component: cytoplasm; cytosol; ubiquitin ligase complex. NCBI's taxonomy places the organism in Eukaryota, Metazoa, Arthropoda, Insecta, Hemiptera, Cicadellidae.